This is a messenger RNA of Saccharomyces mikatae IFO 1815, 1830 nucleotides long. RefSeq names its product Ras family guanine nucleotide exchange factor BUD5 (gene BUD5). Lineage: Eukaryota; Fungi; Ascomycota; Saccharomycetes; Saccharomycetales; Saccharomycetaceae. Gene Ontology annotation, cellular component: plasma membrane. The record is from RefSeq and is a predicted model, not a curated record. The coding region runs from base 1 to 1830 and encodes 609 amino acids. Gene Ontology annotation, biological process: Ras protein signal transduction; positive regulation of GTPase activity. Gene Ontology annotation, molecular function: guanyl-nucleotide exchange factor activity. The transcript has a single exon.
AUGUUUGUACUGAUAGAUAAUGUCCUCGCCUACCUUCUUGAACAAGACGACCAAUUUGUAACCGCACGCUUCGCUAUCCAGGGCCAAAUAGUCUCAAGAAGAGUCAACAAAACACACAUCUCAGACAUCAACGAUCUCCUCCUACAACAGUUCAUAAAGUACACUCCCCCUUAUAAUAACAAUAUCGUUCCAAAAAAAAUCCUCGACAGUAUGAGAACCGCCGUACGGCAGUUGCUGGAAGCAACUGCCUGUGUCUCUAGAGAAUGCCUCCUCGUAAAAAGAAACCACGAAAUAAAAAGAGCAAGAAAACGUCUGCUCAGCGACUGGUAUAGACUGGCCGCUGAUGCAAAGAUGGAUGCUGUCUUGUUAGUGGUAAACUCUGCCUGGAGGUUUCUCAGCGUUUGGCGACAAUUCAUAACCUCAAUACAACAGGCUACUCAAGAAUUGUAUAAAAAAAUUGCUUACUACCUUCUUUAUGGUGAUGUAGACAUACAGAGCGUUAUAUCAUUAGUACAUGUAGUAACAGGUGAGGAAAAUAUACUUUUUAGUAUGGAUGAUGUACUACAAGAAGUCAUCAAAAUACAAUUAUAUUUGGAUAAACUCCUGCCGCAAAACACCCAGCAAUCGCAAAAGCCAUCGCCCUUUGACGCAGCAAACUUACUACUUAACUUUAGAGACUGGACAAAUGACAGUGCUCUCCUCCAUCAGCUGCUACUCUCCUAUCCCUCAAGUAAUCACAAUCACAAUCACAGAAAUCACUCCGUCCCUCGUCUAAUACAAAUUUGGUUAGAAUCUUACUGGAAAGACAGUCAGAACACUUUGAAAAAUAUCCUUACCUUUUGGUACAGCCACUUGGCUACCGAUAACGAAUAUCAAAGGCUUUUUACAGAUGCAGUUCAACUCCUUAUAGAUAAACAAAGAACAAGACAAUUAAAGGUCCACUACAUAGGUCGAUCCGACCAAGCAAUGGAAGAAACCAAGCCGUAUAUUGACUAUACUGAUUUAUUUAUCGAAUUUAAAUUAGACCAAACAAAUUUAAACGACGAAUUGUGCCAUACAGUGGACCUUGAUCAUCUCAUUUUACAAUGGAAAAAAUGUGAGACACUAGAAGUCGACGACUUUGCUCUUGAGGUGUCCCCUUGGUCACUUGCAAAAACGUUGACCAUCUUAGAAUCUGCUCUUUAUUUGAGUAUUGAAACAAUAGACUUUACAACGUAUUUCAGACAUAACGAUACAGCAAUUAACUCUGUUUUCAUGUUUUCAAAUCAACUGUCAUAUUACGUACUUGAGACAACUUUACAACAAACUCAUACCAUUUCCUAUUGGUUACAAGUUGCGUUAUCUUGCCUGUACUUACGAAACUUAAAUUCACUCGCUUCUAUCAUUACAUCAUUGCAAAAUCAUUCAAUUGAAAGACUAUCUCUUCCAGUAGACGCUAAAUCCGGCUACCUUUUUGAACGUUUGAAACAUGUUGUACAUCCAAGCAACAACUAUAACAUUUAUAGAAGGACAAUUCAACACAUUUCACUAAGCGAGCUUCCUUGUGUACCUUUUACAUCACUUAUUAUCAGAGAUAUUACAUUCAUAAGAGAUGGUAACGAAACAUUCAUUAAAGAUUCCAAUGAUGUAAACAUGAAAAAGUUUCAUCAAAUUACAAAGAUAAUAGCUUUUGCGCAACAAUUACAGCAAAAGGAAUAUGAAGAUACACAGUGUUCUGAAAAUACUCCCAGGAGUCUCUUAGGUGCCAUGAUAAAAGUCUAUCAAUUAUAUAAUGACAAUAAAGAUAGGGCAUAUCAAGUCAGCCUUGCUAAAGUUCCAAGAAUUAUGUAA